AUGGUCCCCUCUCUCACCAGGCCACAAGGCCAGCUAUCACCUGCUGAAGCUCUCCACCUUGCGCAACAAGCUCCCAUCAUCUUGAAGGGCAACCCCAAGGCCUUCUCGGCUUCUCCUCUUGUAUCACUCUUUUCGGCAGCCGAAACCCCUGAGCUAUGGACGAUCUAUGAAAACCUCAUCAUCACAUGCCUUCGAACUGGCGACGACGAUUCGGCGCAUCUGUGCUUGGAGAGGUUACUGUUGCGUUUUGGCGAUGAGAACGAACGCGUCAUGGCACUCAAGGGAUUGAUCAAGGAAGCGGAGGCGACGAACAACAGCGAACUCCAGGAAGUGCUGAAGGAAUACGAGGAUCUUCUGCAGCAGGAUGGAACAAACAUUUACAUUGCGAAGCGACGAGUGGCUCUUUUGCGAUCCAUGGGAAAGACAACGGAGGCAAUUGCGGCGCUAGUAUCGUUGCUCGAGUUCAACCCUACAGAUGCCGAAGCCUGGUCUGAGUUAUCGGACCUCUACCUUUCUCAAGGCCUGUACUCCCAAGCUAUCUACGCUAUGGAAGAGGUUCUUGUGCUAGCGCCAAAUGCGUGGAACUUGCACGCAAGGCUAGGCGAGGUGACGUUGAUGGCAGCCAACGAAACAAGCGAUGGAUCUCCUCAGAAGUACCUAGCAAGCUCGGUUAAGCGAUUUUGCCGAAGCAUUGAGCUUUGCGAAGACUAUCUCCGGGGCUAUUAUGGCCUGAAGAAGGUCACCGAUAAGAUUUUGGCUGAAUAUGCCAAACUCAAGAAACAGUCAGAGAGUGACGAGUUCUCUCUGCCAGACCAGCAGACUCUUACAAAGUUAAACCAGGCAGCCACAGCGAAGCUAGCGGAGAUCGUUCGUCGAUAUGGGGCUCAAGAACCCCUGUGGCAAGGAUACAAUGCAGACGAGAUUGCUGCGGCUCGCGAGUUGCUUGACAAGUCAUCGGCAGAGGUCGUCCGGUGA
Fusarium tjaetaba is the source of this 975-nucleotide messenger RNA. Its product is annotated as kinetoplast-associated KAP. Lineage: Eukaryota; Fungi; Ascomycota; Sordariomycetes; Hypocreales; Nectriaceae. Bases 1 to 975 code for a protein of 324 amino acids. Gene Ontology annotation, molecular function: protein binding. Gene Ontology annotation, biological process: protein folding in endoplasmic reticulum. The record is from RefSeq and is a predicted model, not a curated record. Gene Ontology annotation, cellular component: EMC complex. The transcript has 3 exons.